GAUGCUGGUUUUUAGCACACGUGAUUAAUGUAAUUGUGCGUCCUGGAAUAGGCCACUAUAAAGAACAGGCAGCCAACCCCGGCGGUCACGUGGUGCAGGGUGCAGCGACGUCAUUAGGGCAGAGAUUUGUGGAGAAUAAGCAGAGAGAAAGAGCCCAGGAGGUGCGGUACUUUCUGAGCCUUUGCAUCGUUCCUGUUGUUUUUUUCCCGACCAGAGAGAGAACAGAGUAUCUGUUCAACAUUUUGGAGACCCAAAUGCCCGGUCCCACCCAAGCCCUUUCCCCAAAUGGAGAGAAUAACAACGACAUCGUCCCGGACAACGGAACCAACAUCAUUCCUUACAGGAAAAAUACAGUGCGGGGAGAGCGCGCCUACAGUUGGGGCAUGGCGGUCAACGUAUAUUCUACCUCAAUAACCCAGGAGACUAUGAGCAGGCAUGACAUCACUGCCUGGGUUAAUGAUAUUCUCUGCCUAAACUAUACAAAAGUGGAGCAGCUCUCCUCAGGAGCUGCCUAUUGCCAGUUCAUGGAUCUGCUCUUCCCUGGUUGUAUCAGUCUUAAGAAGGUCAAGUUUCAAGCUAAACUGGAGCAUGAGUACAUUCACAAUUUCAAACUGUUACAGGCAUCCUUCAAAAGGAUGAAUGUGGACAAGAUUAUUCCUGUGGAGAAACUGGUUAAAGGCAGAUUUCAGGAUAAUCUUGAUUUCAUCCAGUGGUUUAAGAAGUUCUUUGACGCUAAUUACGAUGGUAAAGAGUAUGACCCGGUUGCAGCCAGGCAGGGCCAGGAUGCUAUUCCCCCACCUGAUCCCGGUGAGCAGAUCUUCAACUUGCCAAAGAAGUCCCACCAUGCAGCCAGCUCCCCUACUGCAGGAGCAUCAAGGUCAGCCUCUACAACCCCUAAACCCUCAACACCGACAUCCAGACCCUCGUCGGCCAAAAAGAUCCUUGCAACUACAACAACUCCUGCCAAAGGAGAGAAAGAACUGGAAGCGCAGGUCACACAUCUUACUGAACAGGUGAACACACUAAAGUUGGCACUGGAAGGGGUAGAAAAGGAGAGAGACUACUACUUCAGCAAGCUGCGAGAGGUGGAGCUGUUGUGCCAGGAACAGGGCGAAGAAAAUGCCCCAUUUGUCGAGCGACUAAUGGAGGUCCUUUACGCCUCAGACGAACAGGAAAGAGCAGAGGCUGAGGGUGAUGGACAGGAAACGGACCAGCAAGCCCAUGAGGAGGCAACAGAUGAUCAGCAUGAGGAACAGGAUGAAUACUGACUGCUGUCAUCCCUCACUACAGUUACACCCCUCUUUUUAAAUAUGUGAGAACUGUUAAAGGAUUUCAAGUAUUCCUCAUUGUUUAUUUUUAGCUCCCUCCAAGACUGAGCACAUGAAGCAACCUCCUGAAUAGAAGCACCAUCACAGUUUUAUUUUCUUUUGUAUCCUUCUACUCACUGUUUGACAUGUUUUGUGACUUUUGGUGAACUGCUGUGGCAGGUUUGUGGUGACAACCUCCACCAGCAGACAAGCUCAGACCAUCACAGGUUUCCAAGGACAUGUGGGUGGAAAGUCAGUUUGAAUCCUACAGUAGAUGUGUUGAAAUGCUGAAGUUUAUACAGGUAACCGUUACCUCUUAGUGCAAGUAUUAACUUCCCAGCUUUGGUCCUUUUCAUUUGAUUUUGUUUUUAUUUUGCAUAUCAACAAUAUUAAUCGCAAGAAUGCAAUAAGCAAAGCCCUGAAAGGGCUCUAGUAGCUCUUAUUUAACCUCCUUCCAUAUGUUGCACUGACAUUUGACUCUGUAUUGGACAAUCUGUCCAUAGGCUCUCACCAUAUUUAUUAUUUUUAAAAGCCUUAGGAAUAGUGCAAGAUUCUGAAUUGCAUCCUCAUGAAGGAGGGCAAUACAGUGGAUGAAUUGUGAAUAAAAAUGUAGUACAAUUCCAUUGUAUGACUGUUUGACAGCUAUCCUCACAAAUUAGAAGACUUCAGAUAAUCAGUGUUCUAAACAAUGUAUAAUUCACACCACACAACUGGUCUGAUAAUAGAAUUUACUUGGUAUUCCAUAAACAUAGGGAAGGAGAAACAAUGUGGACUAGUCUUAUUAUAACACAGCAUUUCAGGUUUCAGUUUUUUUAAACAGGUUUUAGGGAGAUGAGUCGGUUCACUGAGUAAUUUGCCAUGCUAUAGUCCAGUAAAUACAUUGUAUACCCUUUCUUAAUAUUGCAUUUACUAAUAUUGAACUGGGCAGUGCACCACUAUGCGUCAGUCAUAUAUAAUUGUGUAAAUGAAAAGGAAUGUAAACAUGUACUGUCAAUAAUUGAUAAAUGGUAAAUGUCUUUUUCAUGUCCCACUUAUGCAUUCCCCAAAAAAUGUGUUGCAUGUUUGCAUUUUACAGUUGUGUAAACAUUUGCAUCCCCUUACUUUGAAAAGGCAAAAAGAGUAAAAGAAUUUUUUCCUCAACAUAAUAUUUAAUGCACAUUCAGAUAGUACAAA
Molecule: messenger RNA, 2480 nt
Organism: Monopterus albus (swamp eel)
Lineage: Eukaryota; Metazoa; Chordata; Actinopteri; Synbranchiformes; Synbranchidae
Gene: mapre2
Product: microtubule-associated protein, RP/EB family, member 2
Exons: 7
Coding region: 255-1268 (337 amino acids)
Molecular function (GO): microtubule binding
Source: RefSeq, a predicted model, not a curated record